This is a messenger RNA of Verruconis gallopava, 1596 nucleotides long. RefSeq lists its product as uncharacterized. The record is from RefSeq and is a predicted model, not a curated record. The coding region runs from base 97 to 1122 and encodes 341 amino acids. The transcript has 2 exons. NCBI's taxonomy places the organism in Eukaryota, Fungi, Ascomycota, Dothideomycetes, Venturiales, Sympoventuriaceae.
AUUCGUAGUAUUAAAUCACCUUUUCCGCACUGACUCGGCCAGAUAUAUCUAAUCUCUUUAUAGCAGGAAAUAUUUAGAUGGACCGGUAACGCUCGCAUGGAGAAGUACGGACAGUACCGUGACAAGGGUUCGGGCAUCGCGCCUUUCUUCCCUAUAGCCCCUACGCCUUCCGGAAUAUAUUUGCCUUUGCACGUCUUCCUGUUUUGCGUGCGUGUGCCGUUGCUGUUCGCUUUCUCCAUCACCUAUUUCGUCCUUUUCUCAUGGCUGCCGGUCAACUCUCUGGUCAAAAAGGCGGCGCUAUGGACGAUGCUUGGGAUACCGGGAAUCUGGUGGGUUGACUUGCAGAUUGAUGGCGUAAGAAGGGGCAGUUUAGCACAGCAUCAGCACCGUCUACCAAAGCCAGGCACAGUCAUCGCGAGCUCGUUCACGUCGCCUAUUGAUUGCUUGUAUCUGGCUGCAAUCUUUGACCCGGUCUUCACGGCCUCUUACCCGAACACUCGCCUCGUCGAGCAGAUUUCGCUUUUCCACGCCAUCGUGCGGGCGCUUCUAGGGCCACAGCUUGCGCCGGCGAAGACUGCUAAGCUAGUGUCCCUCGCUACGUUGUUGAAGGAAAACCCGGACUCCUCCAUCGUCGUUCUCCCCGAGUGCACAACCAGCAACGGAAGAGCCAUCUUGCCAUUCAGCCCCAGUCUUCUUACAACGCCGCCGAAAACCAAGAUAUUCCCAAUCAAUCUUCGCUAUACUCCUGCGGACAUCACCACACCGAUCCCGGGGGCGUACUUAACCUUCCUGUGGGAUCUAUGCUCUCGCCCGACGCACUGCAUUCGUGUGCGUAUUGCAGAAGCUGUUUACAAUACGGCACCGGACGCAAAGCCAGUCGCUGCCCGGUCGAAUAGCUAUGAGACAAGCUUUUUCGACGAAAUGCAGGCGGGAAGUACACUGUCGAGCUCGGAUACGCUAGUCAGCAGCAACGGGGACGAGCUUAGCCACGAGGAGAGGAAGGUGCUAGAUCGUGUCGCUGAGGAUCUGGCCAGGUUGGGACGCGUCAAAAGAGUUGGGCUGGGCGUUGCUGAGAAAAUCGAUUUCAUGAAAGUUUGGAGCAAGACGAGGAAGAUAUAUUGACGAGGUUUUCUAUUUUCUCCCGGUCACGUACGUAUAAUGAUAGGAGCAGUGUUCGAACUUUAGAAUAAUGUGAUGCAGUGCGGCCAGCCAAAGAACGAAUGAAAUCGAUUCACCCCUUUCCUACAGACUGGCGUCAGGGCGAAAAGGUCAAUGGAGCUUACUUCAACAUGCUAAGACCUCUUCACAGUUUUUGAGUGCUGCAAUGGAUCUACUCAACGGCUGUGUUAUUACACUUUUAGUGAUCACUUAUGUCUAUUCUCAAGUUCAUAUUGUCAUGCUUUGCAUCAGUAAAUCGGAAAGCAUCAAGGCCAAGGGCAGUUUUCUUGUAUGGACCAGUGACAUUUCAUUUCCAUUUCACAAAGCAUGAAAGUGUGUUGGUAUAUGCCUCUGAAGUCGGUUGGAUUUGCUGAAACAUUUUUGUGCAUUUUAUCUUGAAAUCGAUAAUAUAAAAAGAAGUUCUUGCAUUCCUAUGGG